UGACAUGUGUAGCGAACGAAGAAGAAAAUAAAGGAUGGCUGUUUUCUUUAGACGAAAAUUUAUAAGAAGUUUUAUCAAAGCUGUUCAAGCCAAGACUGUCGAACUUGACAAAGUAGGAAGGAAGGAAGAGAUAGCAUUGAAAGAAAACUUCAAAUAUAAAAUAAAUAAAGGAAACAUCCAAUACAAGGCUGAAGAUGUAGCAAGGAAACUUGGAGUGUCCACGGAAAAUAUUAUAUCAUUAAGUGUUGAUGAUAUCAAUGAACAGAACCAAGCUGAAUCGAAAGAUCCACCCCCUUGGGUUGUUGAUUGUGAAAACAAUUAUAACAGUAUUAAGUUCACACUUUCCAAGAACUAUUUAUAUCAGAAUGCAUUGAAAAUGGUACGGGAACAAAAGGAUAAAUACGGUACGGUGACAUUAUCAGAGGACACAGAUAAACAAAGAAUUCUUAUAGAGUACAGUUCACCAAACAUAGCCAAACCAUUUCAUGCUGGACACUUUAGGUCAACAAUACUAGGAAACAUAAUAGCUAACCUGUAUGAGGCGUGUGGUCACACAGUAUUCAGGGUUAACUACCUCGGAGACUGGGGCAUUCAAUAUGGGUUAUUGGGCUAUAUGAUGCGGAAGAGUGGCAGAGAGGAAAUUUUGGAUCGCAAAUCAGUUGUCUACAUGCUUGAGCUUUAUGUUCAGGCUAAUGAAGAAAAGGAAGCAGAGCGUUCACUCCCAGAUGACAAGAAAGUAGUUACAAUGGAAAGUCAAAAAGUUUUCCAAAGACUUGAAGAAGGUGAUCCUGAAGAAUUGAGGCUGUGGAGAAAAUGUAGAGAUUUAAGUGUACAUCAUUACCUAGAAACAUACAGGAAACUUGGGAUAAAGUUCACAGCCAUUGAAGGAGAAUCCAUGUAUGUUACACUAACAAAAAACUUACUGGAGAACUUGAAACGCAAAGGAAAGCUCAAAUUUAGAAGUGACACUGGGGUCGGCUACAUGGAGCUGACACCUGAUGGACUGAUAGAUGAAGCAGUACUUGUCAGAAGUAAUGGCACAUCGUUAUACUUGACCAGAGAUGUUGCUGCAGCACUUGACAGGCACAGAAGAUACCAAUUUGAUAGAUGUCAUUAUGUUGUAGAGCAAGGCCAGUAUCUCCAUUUUAAACAGCUGGGUAGGAUACUGAGAGAACUGGGUGUAGAAUGGGCCAAAAGGUAUGAAGACACCAUACACAUUGGGUUUGGAAGGAUCGCAGGCAUGAAGACCAGAACAGGCAAUAUUGUCCUUUUACACAAGCUUCUGAAAGAUGUAAAGGAUGUGAUAAUAGAUAAUAUGGACAAUUCUGAAUUAACAAAAGUGGUCGGAGAUGAGAAAGAUAAAGCUGCAGAUAUUAUAGCACUGACAACCCUUGUGUUUUGGGAUCUAACAAAACCAAAGAAAAGAGACUACAUUUUUAACUGGGAUGAAUUAAUUAAGAAUGGUACCAUGCAUGGCAGUCUAAUGCAUUACUGUCAUUCACGACUGUGCAGUCUUUUGUCUUCGUUUUACACACCUGAUAUGGAUGAUGGUGACGUUGACCUGAGUUUGUUGACUGAGAGAGAAGCUCUUGCUCUUCUCAGUUCAUUGAUAGAAUAUGAACAUGUCGUAGAGACUGCUGUGAUAACAGAAGAUCCAUUUAUCAUAGCCUCUUUCCUUAAUGGUUUUAGAAAUCAGAUCAAUUCAGCACUGGCAAAACUGCAGGUGAAAGACCAAGAUCCUGAUGUUGCCAAGGCAAGACUUCAACUAUUCAAGUGCUGUAGAACUGUGUUUGCAAAUGGACUGAAUUUACUUGGAAUUACACCUCUGGAGAAAAUGUGAUAUGAAAAUACAGCAUGGAUUUUUAAUUUAUGUUGACAGGUGGAGAACCUUUUUCAAUAUGUGUGUGUGUAUGAGUACGAGUGUGAGUGAAGGAAAAGUAUGAAAUAC
Messenger RNA from Ylistrum balloti, 1948 nucleotides. RefSeq names its product probable arginine--tRNA ligase, mitochondrial. Gene Ontology annotation, biological process: mitochondrial translation; arginyl-tRNA aminoacylation. The coding region runs from base 35 to 1840 and encodes 601 amino acids. The transcript has 19 exons. Gene Ontology annotation, cellular component: mitochondrion. The record is from RefSeq and is a predicted model, not a curated record. NCBI's taxonomy places the organism in Eukaryota, Metazoa, Mollusca, Bivalvia, Pectinida, Pectinidae. Gene Ontology annotation, molecular function: ATP binding; arginine-tRNA ligase activity.